This is a messenger RNA of Saccostrea cuccullata (small rock oyster), 1080 nucleotides long. RefSeq lists its product as uncharacterized. Lineage: Eukaryota; Metazoa; Mollusca; Bivalvia; Ostreida; Ostreidae. Bases 1 to 1080 code for a protein of 359 amino acids. The record is from RefSeq and is a predicted model, not a curated record. The transcript has 2 exons.
AUGCUUCUGUUCCUACACCGCCGUCUUCAAGAAAUCACAGGGAGUUCUGAAAUAUUUGGUGGACUCAGCAUCUUUACCUUUGGAGAUUUAUUUCAACUACCUCCACAUGCACAGCGAGCUCUUUUUGAUCAACCUUCUGAAGAGAUAGCAAGAUUAUAUGGAUCUCUAUGGAAAAAUCAUUUUAAAGUUGUAGAACUUCAACAGAUCAUGAGACAGAGAGAUGACUUAUCUUUUGCCAGAUUGUUGAACCGUGUAAGAAGUGGACAGCACACAAGUGAUGAUGUAUCGACACUGUGUACAAGGGAAACAAAUGACCCUCCUGAAGACAUCCUCCAUGUUUACACCACAAACAAAGCAGUAGACAAUUACAACAACAAGAAACUGGAAUCACUUUCAACCUCAAAAUUUGUUGUGAGAGCACAAGACUCAAAGAAGGAUGUUACAACAGCUGUAGGAGCUAGAAUUAUUCUGACAUACAAUGUUAGUACAGCUGAUGGUUUGGUAAAUGGAGCUAAAGGAACAGUGAAAGGAUUCAUACCAACACCACCAACUACUGCAGAUGACAACUACACACCAAAUUUUAUUCUCAUUGAAUUUGACAACCCAAAUAUUGGACAUCAGACCAGGAUUUUAUACGGACGCCUCCUUCAGCAUCAGUCAACAGUUGUACCUAUUGUUCGACAACAGGUUCAAGUGCAGUUAGGCAAACACUCAACUGUGCAUGCAGUCCGUUUCCAGUUUCCUCUCACGCUCGCUUGGGCAACCACUAUUCAUAAGGUGCAAGGAGAGACACUGAACAGCAUUGUAAUACACUGCAAUGGCCAGUUCCAGCCAGGACAGCUCUAUGUUGCUUUAAGUAGAGUAAAAUCAUUGAAUGGCCUGUAUCUUGUGAAUUUUGACAGCCAAAAAAUCAAAACCAGUGCCAAGACCAUUGCUGAAAUGGAAAGGCUCAUAAACUCCAUGAAGUUCUUUCCUCCUGAUACCCUAUCAUAUCUACCAGAUUCCAACUCGAUGAUCAGCAUAUCAGCAGUCAAUGCACAAUCAUUGCACAGCCAUCUGCUAGAUCUGCUCAUAUUUUAG